Capsicum annuum is the source of this 738-nucleotide messenger RNA. RefSeq lists its product as uncharacterized. The transcript has 2 exons. Bases 1 to 738 code for a protein of 245 amino acids. The record is from RefSeq and is a predicted model, not a curated record. NCBI's taxonomy places the organism in Eukaryota, Viridiplantae, Streptophyta, Magnoliopsida, Solanales, Solanaceae.
AUGGCAAAAUCAUAUUCAAAGUCUGAAUUUCACCAGUUAAUGGAGAAAGUGGAGGUAGUUAAUGUUAGGGUGAAGAAUUACUUGGAAUUGGUGGGAUACGAUAAGUGGGCUAGGUCAUAUGCAAUAGUUCAUAGGAGAUGGACUUUAACAUCAAAUAUUACAGAGUCAAUUAAUGUCGCACUGGUUUCAACUAGAGAACUUCCAAUAUACGCUUUUUUAGAGGAAGUUAGAUUGAUGUUUGAUAGAUGUAACUGUAAAAACAGACAGAAGGCAUUGUACACGCUGACAAAUGUUAUUAAAAAUUUCAAGCAAUUCUCUAAUAGAAUGAAGCAGCGUGUACACGUUAUACCAGCGUCAGAGUACGUCUAUACAGUCCACGACAAGGAGAAAUAUUUUAUUGUUUACCUAAAGGAAAAAAAAUAUUCUUGUCAUCCAUUCCAAUUGGAUGAGAUACCAUGUGUGCAUGCUUGUGUUGUACUUGAUAGCAAAAAUCUUGAAAAAGAAUCAUAUUGCUCUAAUCUGUACAAGUCAAAAACUGUGUUGAGAACGUAUGAUCUUCUUGUAUAUCCUCUACCACAUAAAAAUGACUGGGUGAUACCUCAGAAAAUAUUAGAGGAUGUAGUUUUGCCCUCAAAAUACAAGUGGCCCCCUGGAAGACCUGCAAAGAAGGAGCGUGGUAAAUCUGGAAAAGACAUGUUCGGAAAGAAAUGCAAAAUUGUUGUAGUUCAUGUGGACUAA